Molecule: messenger RNA, 1764 nt
Organism: Plasmodium berghei ANKA
Lineage: Eukaryota; Apicomplexa; Aconoidasida; Haemosporida; Plasmodiidae
Product: WD repeat-containing protein, putative
Exons: 1
Coding region: 1-1764 (587 amino acids)
Cellular component (GO): preribosome, large subunit precursor
Molecular function (GO): protein binding
Source: RefSeq, a predicted model, not a curated record
AUGGGAAUCAGGAAUUGGCUAUCUAGCGAUGACUAUAUGUUCGAAAUAAAAAAUAAUGAAAACCUGUUUGAAAAUAAAAAGCUAGAAUAUAAUGUAAAACCUGUAUGGAGUUUUAAAGGACACACAAACUCAGUUGAAGGAAUUCAUUUUGUUGAGAAAAAUCGAUUUGUAACAACUUCACAUGAUAAUACAAUUUCCUUAUGGAGUUUAGAAUAUAAAAAUAGAAUUAAAAAUAUAAAUUUGUAUAAUCCAAUAUUAUGCUCUAGUUAUAAUUCCAAAGAGAAAAAUUUAUGUGUAGGAACUACUAAUAAUAAUGAUAAUAUAUAUUUAAUAAAUAUAAAGCAAAUAGAAGAAGAACGAAUUGAAAAAAAAAAUCCCCAAAAAAAUAUAGGAGAAAAAAAAAGUAUAGAAGUGUAUUCAUCAAAUUGUGCAUCUAUAUUUUGUAUUAACUAUUUUGAUGACGAUAAAAUAAGUUAUGGAAGUAAAGAUGGUUGUAUAUGCUUAUUAGAUUUAAAUAACAAAAAAAAUAUUUAUAAAUAUGAAGAAAUAAAAGAAGAUUGUCAAAAUUUUUGUACAUAUAAUGAGAAUUUUAAAUUUCAUAUUUUUAGUACAUAUAAAGGAAAAGUAUUAUUUAUAGAUUCUAGACAACAAAAUAAUCCUAUAUAUAUAAAUGAAAAUUUACAUUCAAAAUAUUCAAUUAACACUAUAUUUAAUUGUAAUAACUAUAUAUAUACAGGGGGAUCAGAUUGCUUGAUAAAAAAGUUUGAUAUUAGAUGUCUUGAAAAAAGCCAUCCUAUUGAAAUAUAUGUUGGACAUACAUCGCCUAUACGCUCUUUAGCAUUUUCUAAAAAAUAUGGAAAUUUUUUUUGUUCUUCUUCAGAUAAUGGAUGUAUAAAAUUGUGGAAAAGCAAUAAAAGUUUUUCAUAUACAAAUAAAUAUGCUGCUUCAUUAAGUUGUAGUGCAUCUGUUUUUGAUGGUACUAGUAGAAUAAUAAGUGUAAAAAGCGAUGCAUCUAAAAUUCGAAAAGCUAGUAAAAAUUUUUUAGAGUUAAAUAAAAUAAAAGUAUCUAAUAAGGGUUCAAGCUCUAUUAUAUCUGAAGAUGAUAAUAAGAAAAUCUCAGAGUCGAUAAAACUGAUAAAUAAAAGUAGUAACUAUAAUAUAAGUACUAAUAAAAUUAUAGGAAGUGAGAAAAUUAAUAAAAAGGGAAUAGGAUCAGAUACAAAAAUAAAUACUGAUCAAUAUGUCCCUGUUAUCUCAAAACAUGAAUUAUUUAAUUCUGUAAAAAACAAACCAGAUGGUUUUAACAAAUCAUCAAGAAAUAGAAAUUUAAAAAGUGAAAAUAAAAUCGAGGAAACAAAUAGUAAUAAUAUAAAACCAGGAAAAAAAAAUAUAAAAUCUGAAAAUAAAUUAAAUAGCACCUCAUCUAUUAAUCCAACUAUUAUAUACAAAGUUAAUAAUUUUAACACAAAUAACAAAAUGGCAGAAAAAAAUUAUCUAAAUAUAUUAAAUGAUAACAAUAGAAAUAGUAUUAUUUCACCUAUAAAGACAAAUAAUAAUAUUUUAAAUUCGAAUUUUUUUUCGAAUGAAGCUUAUGCAUUUAAUAAUAGUCAAAAAACUAUAAAAAUAACAUACCCAAAUUUAUCUAUGUUAAAUCAUAAAAGUCGAGUUUCAUCAAUGGAAUGGAUUAACAAUUUUAUUUUAUCAACCUCUUGGGAUCAGACUGUUAAGUGUUGGGAUGUUCAAGAUUAUGUUACGAAACAAUAA